GGGGGGGGUCCACUUUCUCGAACUUGUUGAUUCAGGCCUUCGAAAAGGCUCUCAUCAUUUAGUUGAGGGACAGACGGAACGCCCUUAGUUUAACACGUAGCAGGCUUUCGCGACCAAUCGCAUCCAUAAUAUAGGUUUUUUUGGGUUAUAUCGCGUAAAUAUAUAAAUGUGUCACCACCCGACAGCCAGUUUAAUAAUGAGGGUUAUCACGUACACAGAACAAUGUUGUGGCUUGGCUCUCCUACACACCGGUGUGCUGUACUAUACGAAUUGGAACGUUCUGUGUGCCACCACCACACCUCUAAUUUUUGGUAGUCCAACGCAUCUCUCCACCCCUGUCAUGGUUUAAAAUAAACUCUUUGCCACGUAAGUCACGAGGACCAAGACCAGCCUCCAUCGUUUGGAACGCCAUCCAGUGUUGAACCUACACAAUUGUCAAAGACACUUAAAGGACCCCACCUCUUUCACCUGACAUUAAAGCUACACGGAGCUUGGCUCCACGCCUCAGAGUUGGGGUCGUUUAGGUCUGUGAAAUAUGCUCCUUAUAAACUGCAUUUUUUAAAUAAUCUUUGGGUUUUUCGGUAUAGUCACGGAGAUAGGUUCAAAGAAAAUAACAAUUUUUUUAAAACAUGUUUUAUUUUACCAGGUAAGGCCCACUGAGCUAAAUACUGUAGCUCUUACAUUUCGAUUUAAAGCUUUCGUGACUGCAGGGAUUCAUCUUCUUGGUUCUUUCGGCAAAGUCACGUGACUUUACCGAAAGAACCAAGAAGACUGUAGCUCUUGUUUAAGAAGUGACCUGGCCACAAAUGAUAGCUCAACGAAGUGGCUUAUCGUGUGGAAAUGUAUAGCAGCCAAAAUACAGUUCUUAAUGUGGAGGAAAAGACAAAAGGACCCGGAUUAAAAACCACAUUACCACGGGGAGAACAUGCAAACUCCAAAUGCACAGCAGCUGUCAAGGUUGGGAUUGAACACCACGAUCUCCUGUAUACCAGGCGCCUACUCUUCGUGUAUCUGAGUCAGUCACUACAUAUGCAUGAGCAGUCAAAAUUAGAAUAACUACAACUCUUCUUUGGAAUUAUAACUUUUCACUUGUGUGCAAGUGAUCAUCAUCCUUCAUUAACCCACUGCUGAGUGAAGGCCUCCCUAAGCCACCACCAUCUCCCUCGAUCUUGCGAUGUGAUAAACCACCCCACAGCAACGUACAAACUCAGCCACUCCUGUCUUGUUGACUAUUGGCAUAUAAGCGAUAUGUACCUGUAAUUGCUGGAAUUAAAUAAAACUUCGUCAACAAAACAACGUAUGUUACUCAUUAGCCACUGAUAAAUAUUUGCAUGACCUCCCCUGCAUAUGUUGAACAGAAUAGUAACCUCCAGAAGUGGACUUUGUCAUCAACCAAGGUAGCCAACCUCCGCUGAGCUUUGCUGCUGCAGCUGCAUUAUAUAAUUAGGAAGUGCCGUUCACAGAAACAUGCUGUCACGCGCCUUCAUUCGCCAGCAUUUUUUGAUGCACCGAGUCGAGUCGGCUCAUGCUGCAACUGAGCACUGCACGCCGCCGCCGCCGCUGCUGCUGCUGCCUCCAUGUCUGUCAAUGUCGACGAAUUUCUCACCCUCAUUGGACAACUCGGCACGUUCCAGAGGAGGAUGCUGCUCAAACUUUCCGCCAAUGUCACCAUCACCGCGUUCGUGUUCUUCUUGGACUGCUUCAGCGGCGCGCUUUUCCCGUGCGUGCGGUCGCCGCCGCCGCCGCACGGACACGAAGCCUCGGGCGGCAACCGCUCCGCCGGGCGAGAGCUCGUGUCGUUCGGCGGCGGCGAGGGACGGCGCAACGCGUGCGAGCCGCGUGCCGCCGCCUCGGUGGAGGCUGCCCUGUCGGUGAACGUGUCCCGGGUCGAGCACGGAUUGACCGCUGGCUGCUGCGGUGGAGCGAGCGAAGCGUACAGCCUGCAAGACUUUAAGUUUUAUUCACAAACCAUGUUCAUGGUCGGGCUGCUCGUCGGUUCCAUAGCCAUGGGCAUUGCAUCUGACAGGUACGGCCGCAGGCCAGUGCUGCUCAGCUGUGUCGCGUCUCAGGGAGCAGCCGAGUUCGUGGUCGCAUUCCUUCCAAACUUUCCGACCUACCUCCUUGGGCGGCUCCUCACUGGAACCACCGCCAGUGGCAUAAUGCUCUGCUCGUUCAGUUUGGGCGUGGAGUGGUGUGGCCCCGCGCUCCGGGCCUGGCCACCGAUCAUCCUGGCGUUGGCCUUCAGCGUGGGCAUGAUGGCCCUGGCUGGAGUGGCUAAGAUCAGCCAGAAUUGGCCACAACUCCACCUUGCCACUGGGGUGCCCCAACUCAUGGUUCUGCUUCUCUUCUGGUCACUGCCAGAGUCUCCUCGAUGGCUCUUUUUUAAAAAACGCACAACGGAGGCCAGAAAUCUGCUGCGGCAGGCGUCAAUAAUCAACCGGAGGACUGAGGAGAAGGUGCUACACGCCCUGGAACUCGUCGAUGUUGAAGAGACGUUCACGGACAGGAGAGCGGCUAACGAAUCCACGCUGCUCACAACGUUCCGAAAUCACACGUUGCGCAAGAGGCUGCUGAUAAUGUCGUACAUUUGCGCCGCCGUGUCGAUGACGUACUACGGCCUGUGCCUGAGCGUCGGCGACUUUGGCCUCGACAUCCACAUGGCCCAGUUCCUGUCGGGCCUGGCCGAGGUCCCGCAGCUGCUGCUACCGCCGCUCAUGCGUCGCGUCGGCCGCCGUUCCCUCUGCAUCGUCUGCCUCUCCGUGGCCGGCGCCACCUGCUUGCUGUGCCUGCCGCUGCAGCCCAACCCAGAGUUGGCGAACGUCGUGGUGGCACUGGCGCUGCUGGGAAAGCUGUGCGCCCAGGUCACGGCGUGCGUCGCCACCCUCUACAGGAUCGAGCUCUUCCCCACCAACGUCAGGCAGAACGCGCUGGGAGUGGUGGCCAUGUGCGGCAGCGUGGGCAGCCUUCUGGCGCCGCUGGUGAACCGGGCGGCGCUCGUGCUGGGGGUCUCGGCCCUCUCGGUGCACGGCUGCCUGCCGCUGGCGGGGGCGGCGCUGGCGCUGCUGCUGCCCGAGACGAGGCGCGUGCCUUUCCCCGACUCCGUGGAGGAGUGCGAGCGGCAGCCCUCGCUCGCCUUGCCCUCGAUCGCGCUGCCCUGUGCCGUGGGCCUCUUCAGGGCCGGCGACUUCAAGAAAACCUCCCAAGCGGCAACUGACGGUGCUGACGAGAAAGAGGAGGAAGAGGAGGAGGACGCCACCGCUUCUCUCAGAGGCCACGGCGGAGCCGUGCGGAUGGAGUCGGUGCCCGCGGAGGCGGAGGCUGCAGCAGCAGCAGCAGCGCCACCGUGAGCAUUGAAGAGGAUCAAAACUGUUCAAAGGAGAACAUAACGUAACACAUUGAGAACUCCCAAGCUCAAGGCGAGAUCCGUGACCCUUGCGAGCCAUUGGCGGGGUCCUCCCAUGUCACCUUACACCACCGCACUGCACACAGCCUGAUUGUGGACCUGCAGCUCGGAAGCAGAGCGAUUCCCGUUUAAACCAGCUGUGCACCAGUUUAAUCCUUGUUCGGAAUCAUCAGAGCAGUAUCGCCAUCGUUGCCCUCCCGCAACUGCCUUGUAGCUCGAGAUUAUCCAUUACCAUCCGGGCAUUAUUACCCUUACUGUGAUUGCAGCCUGCACGAACUUUUUUCAAAGUGAUGCGGAUUGUUCACGACUGUCUGAUCGCCACACCUGGAGAUUGACAGGUCAGCGCCCGGUCGCCUUGUUUGUUACGACAUCUGCUGCGCUGUCGUCCGCAGUGCUAUGAUUUGUGCGUAGUGCCGGUGUCCACGCGAACCUUAAUGCCCCCGACGAAUUGGUGCAUCCCACACGCACCGAGAUGGCCUCCAGCAGUGUCGUGGUCUCCGGCCCAUCUACUCGAAACCCCUUGCUAGUCACUCUCUGCUCAUAAUAAAGGCUUUUGGGAUAGAUCGCGUAAGUUUACACGUGUCGUGACCCUCCACCACCCGACACAGCGAAUCAGUAAGGGAUGUGUCACGUAAUUAGUUACUACUUCAGCCCACCGGUGUGUUGGAGAGUCAAUCCACAACAUUUACAAUUUGACGAGUACAACGUUUCGCUCGUAAUUGCAUCAUCCAGCAUCAUUGGGCGACUUGCCAGAGCAGUGAAGCCAUCCACCUGCUUCCGGUCGUAUUUGUCACCGCUCCGCACGUACACCUGUGCACGUGACACUCAUGCACCCAUACACACGAAUACCCCUGCACCCAUACACACGGAAACCCAUGCACCCAUACACACGGAAACCCAUGCACCCAUACACACGGAAACCCCUGCACCCAUACACACGGAAACCCCUGCACCCAUACACACGGAAACCCCUGUACCCAUACACACGAAAACCCCUGCACCCAUACACACGAAAACCCCUGCACCCACACAUACGGAAACCCGUGCACCCACACACACGAAAACCCGUGCACCCACACACACGAAUACCCGUCGACACAUUCGCCCGCACACAUGUAUGUGCGUUCAUACAUGAUUAUUACAUUCACAUUACCAUGUUUUGUGUGGACUUGGGCCAUCUUACACAUGGCGUGCUUUUGCAAAUAACAUCGAGCAAUCCAGCAAUGCUUUUUUUUAUCAUACUUCAUCACGCUGAACAGUGCGGGCAGGCGAAGAUUCAAUAUUGCUCGCCACUGAUGUUAGCCGUGGCUGGGAAUCUGAGCUCAGCUUGCUGGAUGCGUAGCAGAGUGCACUACACCGCGACCUGUUUCAUCAUCAUUGUAACGCAGAUAAGUUAUUAAAUUUCUCUCGCGUUUGUUUCCCGGUGUAGGGAUCACCAUUUGCGCUGCACUUAAUUUGCUAGUGGCUGUGUUUAGUUUGUGCACGUUCAAAUUGCCGUGCCAAACAGGAUCCAUUGCCGAACCCUGCGUAAUGCGUGCAGUGUGUGCACGCGCGUGUGUGUGUGUGUGUUGUUUCUUUCCGAGUGAGCUCCAA
This is a messenger RNA of Lethenteron reissneri (Far Eastern brook lamprey), 4996 nucleotides long. Its product is annotated as solute carrier family 22 member 13-like. The record is from RefSeq and is a predicted model, not a curated record. Gene Ontology annotation, molecular function: transmembrane transporter activity. Gene Ontology annotation, cellular component: membrane. Gene Ontology annotation, biological process: transmembrane transport. Lineage: Eukaryota; Metazoa; Chordata; Hyperoartia; Petromyzontiformes; Petromyzontidae.